AUGAAUAACCAGGCUUUUUGCGAGGCACCCGGACAUUGCAGCAAAUUUCAAACCAAAGAACCAACAGAUGAACAGUGGCGAGUCCACUUGUGGUAUUGGUGGCAAUUCUGGAUUUUUUUGACACCAUUGAACCCAGUCAAAUUCAUGAAGACAACAUACAUGAACAUCCUCCUCGGUCUCAUCGAGGCAUUGAACAAACCUCCACAUAGCUUAUCUGAGAUUGAGCUUAUCUGA
This is a messenger RNA of Thlaspi arvense, 234 nucleotides long. The record is from the annotation of a GenBank genome assembly. NCBI's taxonomy places the organism in Eukaryota, Viridiplantae, Streptophyta, Magnoliopsida, Brassicales, Brassicaceae.